Messenger RNA from Arabidopsis arenosa, 1714 nucleotides. The record is from the annotation of a GenBank genome assembly. Lineage: Eukaryota; Viridiplantae; Streptophyta; Magnoliopsida; Brassicales; Brassicaceae.
UCUCUCUCUCUCUCUGUUUACUAAACCGCCAUUAUCAAGAAAGAUUCGCCGCAAGAAAACAUGUCUCCGGCGAAGAAGAGCCGAAGUUUUCCUCCGAUAAGCGAGUGUAAAAGCAGAGAGUAUAAUUCGAUCGCUGCGGAUCUCGACGGGACUCUGCUUCUCUCAAGAAGCUCUUUCCCUUACUUCAUGCUCGUCGCCAUUGAAGCAGGUAGUCUCUUCCGUGGAUUGAUCCUUCUUCUUUCUCUUCCCAUCGUCAUCAUCGCUUAUCUCUUCGUCUCCGAAUCUCUCGGAAUCCAAAUCCUUAUCUACAUCUCCUUCGCCGGUAUCAAAAUCAAGAACAUCGAACUCGUCUCUCGUGCCGUUCUUCCACGGUUUUACGCGGCGGAUGUGAGGAAAGAUAGUUUUGAGGUGUUUGAUAAAUGCAAGAGGAAAGUGGUGGUUACUGCGAAUCCGAUAGUGAUGGUUGAGCCAUUCGUCAAGGACUAUUUGGGAGGUGAUAAAGUUUUGGGAACAGAGAUUGAAGUUAACCCCAAAACCAUGAAAGCUACUGGUUUUGUUAAAAAGCCUGGUGUUCUUGUUGGUGAUUUGAAGAGAUUAGCCAUCUUGAAAGAGUUCGGCGAAGAAUCACCUGAUCUUGGACUCGGUGACCGGACCUCCGAUCACGAUUUCAUGUCCAUUUGCAAGGAAGGUUACAUGGUGCAUGAGACCAAAUCAGCCACAACAAUCCCUAUAGAGAGUCUCAAGAACCGCAUAAUCUUCCACGAUGGCCGUCUUGUCCAACGUCCGACGCCGUUAAACGCCUUAAUCAUUUACCUUUGGCUUCCUUUCGGCUUCAUGCUCUCUAUCUUCCGCGUCUACUUUAACCUUCCUUUACCCGAACGCUUCGUUCGCUACACUUACGAGAUCCUCGGCAUUCACCUCACAAUCCGUGGCCACCGUCCUCCCCCUCCUUCCCCCGGCAAACCUGGAAACCUUUACGUCCUUAACCACCGCACCGCCCUUGACCCCAUUAUCAUCGCCAUUGCUCUCGGCCGUAAGAUCACAUGUGUCACUUAUAGUGUCUCUCGCCUCUCCCUGAUGCUCUCACCCAUCCCUGCUGUUGCUUUGACCCGAGACCGUGUCGCUGAUGCAGCCCGCAUGAGACAACUCCUCGAGAAAGGUGAUUUGGUGAUCUGUCCUGAAGGCACAACGUGUAGAGAACCAUAUCUACUAAGAUUCAGUGCUCUAUUUGCGGAGCUGAGCGACCGGAUCGUGCCUGUGGCCAUGAACUGCAAGCAAGGGAUGUUCAACGGGACGACCGUUAGAGGUGUGAAAUUCUGGGAUCCGUACUUCUUCUUCAUGAACCCUCGACCUAGCUACGAGGCCACUUUCUUGGACCGUUUGCCCGAAGAAAUGACGGUAAACGGUGGUGGCAAGACUCCUUUUGAGGUGGCUAAUUACGUUCAGAAGGUGAUCGGUGGAGUUUUGGGGUUCGAAUGCACUGAACUUACAAGGAAGGAUAAGUAUCUGUUGCUUGGAGGCAACGACGGAAAGGUUGAGUCUAUUAAUAAGACCAAGUCCAUGGACUAAUAAUCCUGCUAGUUACUGGUUGCUGCUAUUUUGCUUGGGAGUGAAGUUAGGUCUUUCUGGUUUUCCCAAUUACUUUUUUUUCAUGUGUUGUUCGAGGAAAAGGUUUUGUUGAAUAUGCACCGGAUAAUGAAAUUACAUUUGAAAC